UCACAGAAAUAAUUGUACUGCUAAAAGAAAACUAGAAAUGUGUUUGUGUUAAUAUAAUUACUUUAGUGAAAAAAUCUAGUUUUGAAAAAAGUUUUUCCGUUCAGCUACCAAAAUGAAUUUACGUAAGCAGUAAAAUUUCUAUGAAAAGAAAACAGCAAACGAAUCAUUAGUUUGUUCAAGUGUUAUCACAGUGCACGUGCUCAGACAUAACGAAUAUGUGAUGAAUUAGAUAUUAGACACUUCUCAGAACUACCUUAUCAGAUUGAAUUUCCUCAUGGCGCUGAAUGGAAUAUACACUUCACAUGCGGGUGACGAUCAACCGGCCCCAAGAUACAUUGGUGAUUCGAAAGAAGAAAUUGUACUUUCCACCCUUGGUUUGAAUGAUUCAGAACAUCACGAGCAAGCAAAACAAUCCAGCAUAAAACGAUACACUGGAAUAUGUAUCGUAAAUGGAAGUGUUGCCGUUUUUUUUGGAUUUGCCACAAAACGUUUCAUUCAGUAUGAGCAAAACUGCCAAACAAAUUGCGGCCUGCAGUGGUGUGACGGGUACGGUAUGCUGUUGCUUCUGCUGGGAUUCGUCUACCUGGGGUUGCUGUAUUUCCUGCUGUUAAAACCCAGACUAGAACGAUCGGUGUACAGGAAAUUGGCACCGGUUGGAUCGUAUUUCCAACGGAUGUUUCAAACGCGAACAACGAAACUGGCCGUAGGAGGGAUUGUAAUACUAGCGAUUGCCAUUUUUCUAUACUUUGAUACGCGCGGCGAUACUAUUCGCUUGAUGCCACUGAUUGGGAUGGUUGCAUUCCUGGCACUUUCCGUACUGAUGUCUAAACACCCGAGGAAGAUCAAUUACCGGCCCGUGUGCACCGGUCUGCUGUUACAGGCCAUUCUCGGUUUGGUUUGCAUCCGUUGGGACGUGGGACGUAGCAUAUUCGCUUGCAUCGGUGCCAAGGUGGACACCUUCCUGGGCUAUUCGGCCGUCGGAGCCGCCUUUGUCUACAGUGAUGCGCUGAUCAAACAGUACGCGGUGUUUGCGUUCUCCGUACUGUCGGUGAUAUACUUCUUCAGCUUCUUCAUCUCCAUCCUGUACUAUCUCGGCGCCAUGCAGUGGAUAGUGCUGAAGCUCGGUUGGAUAUUGCAAUCCCUAAUGGGUACUACGGUUUGCGAGGGAAUUAUGGCAGCGGCUAACAUUUUCCUGGGCAUGAGCGAAACGCCACUCAUCAUCAAACCGUACGUGAAGGAUCUGACCCACUCGGAACUGCACUCCGUGAUGGCGUCCGGGUUUGCGACCGUGUCCGGGACGGUACUGGCCGCAUACAUCUCGUUCGGUGCUAGCCCUGGACAUCUGAUUACGGCAAGCGUUAUAUCCGCACCGGCUGUACUUUGCGUGGCGAAGAUCAUCUAUCCGGAGGUGGAAACUAGUAAAACGACGUCCGAAAACAUUAGCAUCGCAAAAUCUACCGAUUCGUCUGUGAUUGAUGCCGCAUGUAAUGGUGCAAGUUCGGGCACCUCACUGAUCCUCGGCAUCAUCGCCAACUUGAUCGCGUUCGUGUCGUUUGUGGCAUUUGUAAAUGGGGUGCUGGCGUGGCUUGGUAUGCUGGUCGGCGUGGACGGUUUAUCGCUGGAAUGGAUUUGCGGACACAUUUUCCGACCGCUCGCAUUUGUUAUGGGAGUGUCCUGGAAGGAUAGUGAGCAAGUUGGUCAAGUAAUCGGCAUUAAAACGGUGAUAAACGAGUUCGUCGCUUACCAGCGGCUUGGAGAGUUCAUUCGUGAAGAUAUCAUAACGAAACGAUCAGCCACGAUCGCGACAUAUGCCAUCUGUGGCUUUGCAAAUCCCAGUUCGUUGGGUAUUAUGAUAGGGGCGAUGAGUGUUAUGGCACCGGAACGGCGCGGCUCCAUUACUGCCGUAUCGUUCCGUUCAUUUAUUACCGGAUCGAUAGCAUGCUUUAUGACUGCGUGCAUUGCAGGACUUUUGAUCGACGAUUUUCAAGGAAUGGAAAAUUCAUCGUUGAACAACUCGACGCUAUCGAAUUCUUCCGCUGGAUAAGACUGGCGCGUUGGAGAAAGUAUUACAUUAUCUUAAAAUAAUUUAAUAAUAUAUUAAUACAAAAAAACGAGUGUAUUGUCACAACA
This is a messenger RNA of Anopheles funestus (African malaria mosquito), 2130 nucleotides long. Its product is annotated as solute carrier family 28 member 3-like. The record is from RefSeq and is a predicted model, not a curated record. Lineage: Eukaryota; Metazoa; Arthropoda; Insecta; Diptera; Culicidae. Bases 275 to 2044 code for a protein of 589 amino acids. Gene Ontology annotation, molecular function: nucleoside:sodium symporter activity. Gene Ontology annotation, cellular component: membrane. Gene Ontology annotation, biological process: nucleoside transmembrane transport. The transcript is spliced from 6 exons.